Emiliania huxleyi CCMP1516 is the source of this 321-nucleotide messenger RNA. RefSeq lists its product as hypothetical. The annotation marks the transcript as partial. The transcript has a single exon. NCBI's taxonomy places the organism in Eukaryota, Haptophyta, Isochrysidales, Noelaerhabdaceae. The record is from RefSeq and is a predicted model, not a curated record.
AUGGUGAAGUGGCAGAUCCACCUGGACCUCCAGUGUCCGCACAGCAAGAGGGUCUUCGACCAGCUCGACGACCUCAAGGCUGCCUUUGGGGACGAGUACGAGAUCUCGGUCGUGCUGACCGCGCUGCCCUUUCAUCACAACGCCUUCUACGCCAUGCAGGGCGCCUACGCCGUUGAGUCCCUGGCUGGCGCCGCCGCACGAGACAUGUUCAUAAAGGAGGCCUUCGCGCAGCAAGGCACCUUCGAAAACUCACCGACGGCCGCGAUGCCGCGCUCAAAGGUGCUGGAGUUGUUCGCUGGCAUCGCCGAGCAGGCGUGCAAA